AUGGUCCACUACUCCUUCCACAUACGCUCGAGUGGAAUUGAAGAAGAGAUACACCUGGAAACACAAUUGAACCAAGCGUUAACCGAUUAUUUUGCCUUGGAAAGCCUAGGCAUUACCACUCUGAAAAACGAUAUACGUUCCAAAGAGGAUGAACGAGCCCUGAUGCUCCUCCACGAAAAAACGCGGUUUACCGGGGAACGUUAUGAGACCGGACUCCUGUGGCGAUAUGACCAUAUUCGUCUUCCUAACAAUGAAAGUAUGGCUAGGCGCCGUUAUGAACUAUUGGAAAAACGAAUGAAACAGAAUCCGGAACUGAAGCGAAUGCUUACCGAUAAAAUCACUGACUACAUAGCUAAAGGAUAUGUUGAGAAACUAGCUCCGUCUGAGGGUACCUGGUCCGAUCAGUAUCCGGUUUGGUAUCUACCAAUCUUUCCAGUAACAAACCCGAACAAACCAGGAAAAAUUCGAGUGGUUUGGGAUGCUGCCGCAGCUUACAAUGGUAUCUCACUCAACUCUGUACUGAUGACGGGCCCGGAUCAGCUGGCGUCAUUGGUUACAACAUUAAUCAAAUUUCGAGAACAUCGUUUCGCCGUUAGUGGCGACAUCUGUGAAAUGUUCCACCAAGUCAUCAUAAGAGAACCUGACCGCCAGUGCCAGCGCUUUUUCUGGAAGGACCGAGAGACAGACGAAUUCCCCAGCAAGUACGUUAUGAAGGUCAUGACCUUCGGAGCCAGGUGUUCUCCAUCAAGCGCUCAAUUCGUUAAAGAUGCUAAUGCGGAACGAUUUUCAAAACAGUUUCCCGUCGCCUCGAGCUUCAUCAAGUAUUCAACUUAUGUCGAUGAUGUUCUCUUUAGCGUAGAGAACGAGGAUAAAGCAAUUGAAAUAGCAAAAAAUAUUCGCACUAUCAACGCUGCAGGAGGAUUUCAAACACACAACUGGAUGUCCAACUCGCAGCGGGUUCUGAUGCUGAUGGGUGAGUCACCGAAAACGGAGAAGAGUCUCGAAGUCACCUCGGAGACUACAGGAGAGAAAGUUCUUGGUAUGUUUUGGUGCACCGAGGACGAUUGCUUUACCUUCAAGAUCAAUUGGAGUCGACUGGACUGCGAGCUGCUGAACCUAAAGCGAAUCCCUACGAAGCGUGAAGUCCUAAAAACAUUGAUGUCCAUAUAUGACCCGCUCGGCUUAGUGUCCCAUUAUCUUAUGUUUCUGAAAAUUCUGUUGCAAGAAAUAUGGAGAGCCAAGGUAGAAUGGGACGAGUCAAUUGGAGAAGAAUUUUUCAAAAGGUGGACAGCGUUUAUAAGCGUACUUCCCUCCCUAGAAAUCUUAAGGAUUCCUAGAUGCUACCAUCAGAUGUACGAACCUGAUCCGAACGUCAAAGUACAACUGCACACGUUCGUAGAUGCAAGCCAAGACGGAAUGGCUGCGGUGACGUUCCUCCGUUACGAAAUUAACGAUGCCAUCUAUUGUUCCUUGGUUGGAUCUAAAACUCGAGUAGCCCCUCUAAAAUACCUGUCAAUCCCGCGAAUGGAUCUACAAGCGGGGCUUGUUGGCGCCAGGUUAACAGCAACAAUUAAAAAAAGCCUGACUAUCAAUAUUCAACGAACGUUCCUUUGGACCGAUUCACGCAAUGCACUCUCGUGGAUCGUAUCAGACCACCGUAAGUAUAGUCUUUUCGUCGCGGCAAGAGUCAGCGAAAUACUCGAACUAACUCAUGAGUCCGACUGGAGAUGGGUCCCCACUAAGUGGAACGUGGCUGAUGACGGGACGAGAUGGCAGCGACAAUCAGAUCUCUCACCGACAUCGCGUUGGUUCGUUGGGCCUCCAUUUCUACGCCAGUCCGAGAACACAUGGCCGAUGGUGAAUUUGAAAAAACUAAGUACGCACGAAGAACUAAAAAGACCACUGCACAUACAUGGUGAAAGACCAGAGGCAAUAUUUCGCGCAGAGGACUUCAGCCAGUGGAAACGGUUAGUUCGAGUCACUGCUUACGUGUUUAGGUACUUAAGAAAGCUUCGUCGAGAGGGGAAUUGCGGUGUACUAAAACGGGAAGAGCUACUGAUUGCUGAAGAGUUUCACUACCGUCAAGCGCAAAUAGAGGCCUAUGAAGAGGAGUAUCGUAAUCUGGAGACAGGCACAACAGCAAUUUCUAAGCGAAGUUCUAUUUAUAAGCUUUCAGCGUUCAUGCAUGAGAAAAAGCUACUUCGGAUGGAUGGCAGAACAGGUGCGUGUCGGUACCUGGACCCCGCAACGGUGAAACCCAUUAUAUUACCAUGGAAACAUGCCAUCACCAGACUUAUUGUUGCAUCGUAUCAUGACAUGUAUCACCAUCAGAAUCGAGAAAUGGUUGUAAACGAAAUUCGUCAGAAAUUCUACAUCGCAAAUCUCCGUCGCGUAUGCAAUCAAGUGCGAUCAGGAUGUCAACGCUGUAAAAACCGCAAUGCUAAUCCCCUUCCUCCAAAGAUGUCCGACCUACCCCCUUCUCAUUUAGCAGCUUAUACAAGGCCCUUUACUCAUACAGGGUUAGACUACUUCGGCCCGUUGGAAAUCGUGGUAGGGCGAAGAACUGAGAAAAGGUGGGGUGCAUUAUUCGUCUGCCUUACUACUAGGGCCAUACACCUUGAAGUCGCGUAUAGUUUAAGUUCCACCUCCUGUAUCAUGGUUAUAAGAAGUUUCAUGGCCCGUCGCGGAACCCCAGCAGCCUUUUACAGCGACAGAGGAACGAAUUUCGUAGGGGCAUACCGAGAGCUUAAGGAGGCCUUGGCAAAAAUGGAUCACGACGCUAUAGCAGAGGAAUUUAUUAGCUCGCAAACAGAUUGGAUCUUCAACCCUCCAGCUUCACCCCAUAUGGGUGGAAGCUGGGAACGGCUUGUUCGUUCCGUGAAACGAAUUCUCCCAGAGCUGCGAGUAUCGAGGAAACCAAACGACGAGGAACUACGUAACGCCUUUGCAGAAAUAGAAAGCACUCUAAACAGACGUCCGUUAACUCAUGUGCCGGCAGACUACGAAUCACACCAUGCCUUAACUCCCAAUCACUUUUUGCUGGGCAGUUCGGAUGGGUCGAAACCGCUGACGGACAUUAGCAACGAAGGUAUAACUCUGAAAAGAGGAUGGAUGAUCUCGCAAGCAAUAGCUAACCAAUUCUGGAAACGGUGGUUGCACGACUACCUCCCAGAGAUCACCCGACCCCCAGUCAAACCUAUCAAGGUAGAUGAUAUCGUCGUUAUAGCUGAUCCUGAUCUCCCAAGAAAUUGCUGGCCUAAGGGACGAGUAAUCAAGACAACCAACAGAGAUGGCCAAGUAAGAAGAGUUUGGGUUCAAACAAGUAAAUCCAUCUACGAGAGACCUGCCGUUAAAAUCGCCGUACUGGACAUAGAUGGAAGUAAGACGAUCUCGGAGUAG
Molecule: messenger RNA, 3399 nt
Organism: Uranotaenia lowii
Lineage: Eukaryota; Metazoa; Arthropoda; Insecta; Diptera; Culicidae
Exons: 1
Coding region: 1-3399 (1132 amino acids)
Biological process (GO): DNA integration
Molecular function (GO): nucleic acid binding
Source: RefSeq, a predicted model, not a curated record